This is a messenger RNA of Candidozyma auris, 684 nucleotides long. RefSeq lists its product as uncharacterized. The transcript has a single exon. The record is from RefSeq and is a predicted model, not a curated record. Bases 1 to 684 code for a protein of 227 amino acids. Gene Ontology annotation, biological process: phospholipid transport. Lineage: Eukaryota; Fungi; Ascomycota; Pichiomycetes; Serinales; Metschnikowiaceae. Gene Ontology annotation, molecular function: phosphatidic acid transfer activity. Gene Ontology annotation, cellular component: mitochondrial intermembrane space.
AUGAAGAUUUUCGAGAGCUCCCAUUUUUUCAAUUACUCGUGGGAACAGGUCACUGCGGCCAAUUGGGUCAAAUACCCAAACGAGCUCUCCUCCCAUGUUGUCUCUGUGGAUAUCUUAAACAGAGAGGUUGACCCGGAAAAACACAUUCUUAGAACAGAAAGGUUGAUCUCGUGCAAGCAGCCUGUGCCCAGGUGGUUGCGUGCGAUCAUUGGCGGGGAAGAAUAUUCGUUUGUAAGAGAGUUGAGCGAGGUGGACUUGGUGAACAGGAAACUCAUCAUGAAGUCGGCCAAUAUGACGUUAUCGAACUUGCUCUUGGUCAACGAGACUGUGGUUUACACGCCAGAUAAAAAGAUGCCCCAUGGCAGAACGCUUUUUGAGCAAGAGGCCGCCAUCACGGCGUUUUCGCCAUUUUCAGGUAUCUGCAACAAGAUCGAGGACUGGUCGGUCGAGCGGUUUGGCCAGAAUGCCAAAGUUGGCAAGUUGGGGUUUGAGGGUGUUUUGCAGUCUGUGGCCAAGAAGUGGGACGAGAGUGGCGUGCUUGUGAAGGGGUUGGGCACCUCGCUUAUGGAGGAGCUUGAUGAGGUCAAUGACAAGACCCACGAGAUGAUCCACGAUGUGGGCGAGAAGACCUCGAGCGUGCUCUCGCAGGUGACCAAGCUUGGCAGCUACUUCAACCGCAGCUGA